ACGACAGCAAAAUUUGACGUCGAGGAGUCGUUACUUCUGUAUCUCGAAGUUGUAUUAGCUGGCAAGACGAACGUGGUCCGAGACCAAGAAGCGGUGCGAGAUCUCAUCGAGCUCGACGAGCAUCGACUCCCGUUACUCGGACACAUUCUCUCAGUACUGCGGUUUCUCCGCCUCUCUUGCUCUCCCAGUCCGCCAUCCUGACAUCGUGACUAGCCGUAGCCGUCACGAAUGGCUGCAUAAAUACCCCUCAAGCCUCCUUGCCGUGAGGGGCUUGAGGUAGCACAUGCCACUCUUUUAACACUGUACAUUCCGUAACUUCUCUUGUGUCUUGCAGAGAUUGCCGAGCGUCGCUUUGCGUGCUCGGUUCUUCCUCAUUGUCCACCAUUUGAGUCCAUCUCGUGCCUCCGCUAGCCCGUAGCGCAAUCCCGAGCUCCAGUACUGUGGACGUCAAGACCGACAAAAUUACCUUCCGGGCUUGUCUCCGCUUCCUCUACUAAGCGUCGCAUCCCCAGCCAUGGUAGCCACUUCGGUAUCGCGCACGUCGGCGAAGCGCACUCCGUUUCCAUUCCUCGACCUUCCCUUCGAGAUCCGACUGCAAGUCUACGAAAUACUUUUGCAGCAAGAUCGGACGCUAGACCUAGGUUCGGACUACAAUGCGAAGCUCACUCGCUUGUUUCUGCUCUUCCUAGUAUGUCGGCAAAUCCAUCGAGAGGCAUAUCCUGUAUUCUACGGUAUCAACACGUUUCGAAUAUUCUCUACCGAUGCGCCGCGAACGCGAAGGCCACUGCUUUCCCGCAUGCCGCCGCAUCAUCGCGCAGCAGUCACCAAGCUGGAGCUUCGGCUAGGGCCUGAUUGGCGAAAGCCGACUUGGAAGCUUACACCGAAAUACGGCAUGGCUGACUUCACGUCUCUCAGGCUGCUAAAGGUGUUUGUGGAGCUGGACCCGGAAGACAGCGCUAUAUGCAGAGAAUGGAUGGCUUCAUGGUCUUCAUACACCGACUUCAGCGUGCAACUUAUGGAGAACCUAGUAGAUGCAACACCGAACGGUAUCAGCGAAGUCGUGUUUGAUGGAUACCCUUCUGUUCAUAAGAAUGGCCCGUUGAUGAGAGCUUUGCUUGGUUUUUGGACUCGGCAGGGAGCUAAGAUCAGCUAUGGUCCUAUACGAGGUUGGGCAAACGAGAAAGCGGAUCAAGAUGCGCCAAGCAAAGAAAUCACUUUGCUGAGCAAGAGCCUGUCGCAUCUGUCAUUAGGCUUCCCGGCUUUCUAGCCCUGGUCGAGAGACAACCAACACUCCAAGCUGUUCAGAUGCAUUUCAGGCAUCAUAAAGCCAGCCAAACUUGUCCCUCGUAUUUAAGAGAUAUACGUCCUGUCAUUUUUUUAAUUCACGCUGGCCUCGACGUAUAAUUAUUUCCAGGCGAAACUAGAAUAAUCUCAAACAGGACUACCGUAUGAACGGCCUGCCUUCUCCUUCUAUCCCUUAAGCACGCAUCGAGAACUUGAGAGAAAGUGAUAUUCAAACGUGCUUUAUCCCCUGUAAUUCAUGUCUUUACAAUAUACACGAACAAUACAAGCCGCUAUCGAUGCU
This is a messenger RNA of Verruconis gallopava, 1585 nucleotides long. RefSeq lists its product as uncharacterized. The record is from RefSeq and is a predicted model, not a curated record. NCBI's taxonomy places the organism in Eukaryota, Fungi, Ascomycota, Dothideomycetes, Venturiales, Sympoventuriaceae. The coding region runs from base 515 to 1267 and encodes 250 amino acids. The transcript has 2 exons.